Messenger RNA from Blepharisma stoltei, 2224 nucleotides. The record is from the annotation of a GenBank genome assembly. Lineage: Eukaryota; Ciliophora; Heterotrichea; Heterotrichida; Blepharismidae.
AUGAACAUGGCACUCUUUAUCCUCUUACUCCCCCCCCCUUUAAAUUGGAACAAAAUAUCGGUAAAAUUUCCACUUUUUUGGUAAAUUAACCCCCCUUUAAAUUGGAACAAAAUUUAAUUUUACAAUAAAAAAUUAUAUAUAAUUUUUAUCUAAAAAGUUUUGAUAUAAGUUAAAUGUUUCUUCUUAACUAAAAUUAAAAAUUUAGUUAUAUCUUGCUCGUUUUUAAAAGAAACAAAGUAUAAAGAACAUCUUAUUUAAAUAAAUUUAUUAUCCUUAAUUGCUAAAUUUUAAAAAAAAAAUUAAUUUUUUUUUUUUUAAAAAUUUCCAAAAAAUUUUUUGUUUUUGUUGAUAAAAACGAUAUUUUUUAUUUGGAUAGUUUUGAUAUAAAUUAAAUAGGAAUUCUUUAUGAAAUUUCAAAAUUUACUUAUUUCUUGCUUUAUUUUAAAGAAUAGAGUAUAAAUAACAUCUUAUUUAAACAAAAUUAGCACUUUGAUCGAUAAAUUUUCUAAAAUUUUUUUUUUUAUUUUUUUUUUUUUUAUCAAAAAAAAAUAAUAAUAAUUUUUGUGUAAAUAAUUUUGAUGCCAAUUAAUAGUGGCGUAUUAACUAAUAAUGAAAAUUUAGUUAUAUCUUGCUUUGUUUUAAUGGAUAAAGAGUAAAUAGCAUUUUAUUAAACAAAUUUUAUAAUCUAACUCGAUAAGUUUUUUUUGAAUUUUUUUUUUUUUUUAUAUAUAAAUUUUUUUUUUUAUAUAUAAAUUUUUUUUUUUAUAAAAAAUUUUAUAUUGAUAUUCUUUUUUAAAAAAAAAAAUUAACCCCCCUUUAAAUUGGAACAAAAUUUUUAGUUCCAAUUUAAAGGGGGGGGGAGUUAGGAGUGGCUGUGAUGGCACUCGAUACAUCUGGAUUUACCAACACCUAUGUAGACAGGGUGAUUGAUCUUACAGGCAGAUACUCACACUCAAUUAACACGAUAACAGUACUUAACCACGCUUCCUCAUCAGUAUCCAAGUAUUAUUACGCUAUCUCGAAAGACAAUUAUGAAAAGCUGGCCCAUAUCCGAGCUUAUUUCAAAGAUGAGCCUCACAACCUAUUCAAAAUUGACCACGUUCCCGAAGAGUCAACUUCCCAAUACGAGCUCUUGAAAAUCACUAUCCCUAGAGGCAUUGCUUCUAAAGCUGAGACGGAUUUGAUAGUUGAAGAAAUCUUGGCCCAAAAACUCGAGCCUUACCCAUCAAAAAUCGGCAUUUUUGACCCUCAACUCCUGUGGUUUGAAGACAAUAUUCAUCUAUUAAGUCCUUACAAAACCAAAUCUUCAAGAACCAGGGUAUCAUUCCCAACCCAAAACAUUGAAAGUUAUACCCAGCCUGAAGACAUGCUUUAUGACCUUAAAGGAAAAGAAUUAACCUAUGGCCAAUAUUCAGAUCUCCCUGCCUUCGCCAAUCUUCCACUCCAGCUCCACUUCGAGAACUCCAAUCCUUUGCCAUACUUCACAAGAGUAGAAAGACAAAUUGAAGUAUCCCAUUGGGGGAAUAUUGCUAUAUCUGAGUUCUAUAAUAUCAUUAAUAGAGGUGCAGAGCUUAAAGGAGAAUUUUCUAGAGUCGACCUUUCCCACCGUUAUAAAUCUGCUGCACAAAAUGCCUUAGAAUCUCUACAAGCAAUUUUGCCUAAAACAUCUUGGGGAUUAUCUUAUAGAGACGAGCUAGGAAAUGUGUCAACUUCAAGAGCCAGGCAACACCCCAGCUAUGUCCAUUUAGAAGUCAUGCCAAGAUUUCCAAUGCUUGGAGGCUGGAAAAGCAACUGGAAUAUCGGCUACAACCUUCCUAUGAAAUAUUUCGUAAAAAAUAAAGGAGAUCAGUAUAUGCUGAACACAACAUUCGGGUUCCCAUUCAAAGAGAUUAUUGCAGAAGAACUUAUAGUCAAGGUCAUCCUCCCAGAAGGCGCCACUGAUAUUGAUGUCGCUUUACCAUUCGAAAUCGACCAUAAACACUUUGAGACUUUACAUUCAUAUUUGGACACCACUGGAAGACCUGUAUUAGUUUUGACUAAAAAGAACGCUGUAGACUAUCACAGAAAGCCAUUCCAAGUGAUCUACAAGUUUUCGUCGGUACAGAUGAUGAGAGAACCAUUGAUGAUCAGCGGAAUAGUCCUGUGCGCGAUGCUGUUAUUGAUUUUUUACUACAGAUUCGACCUGGCACUAGACAAGACGCUGAAAAAACUUAAGACAGAGUAA